Messenger RNA from Carassius gibelio (silver crucian carp), 3621 nucleotides. RefSeq names its product pyruvate dehydrogenase kinase, isozyme 3b (gene pdk3b). Gene Ontology annotation, biological process: regulation of glucose metabolic process; protein phosphorylation. Gene Ontology annotation, cellular component: mitochondrion. NCBI's taxonomy places the organism in Eukaryota, Metazoa, Chordata, Actinopteri, Cypriniformes, Cyprinidae. Bases 517 to 1737 code for a protein of 406 amino acids. Gene Ontology annotation, molecular function: pyruvate dehydrogenase (acetyl-transferring) kinase activity. The record is from RefSeq and is a predicted model, not a curated record. The transcript is spliced from 11 exons.
UAUAAAAUGAACUUGAAGGUUUUUAAAAUGUUCACAAAAACUUUGAAAAAUAUAAUUAAUUAUAUGCUGUGGUAUAGAUCUACAGCAAUGUAAGCAAUGUAGAUUUCUAACAACUGCAGAUUCUACUGAUUGUGUGUUGUCUUAAAUAUUUUUUCUUGUCAAAUCCAGGGUCACUAAUGAAGUAGGCUAGCCUACAUAUGAUUUAUGUUUUAUCAGCUGAUCUCCCAUUAAUGGCUAUUGCAUAGACUGUUGAGCACCGUAUAAUAGUUUGCACAAAAUAGAAGAAGCUAUUUUGCAUAAUACAUUCCAUCCCUAAUCUGGCAACCAGUGUAAUCGACCCUACAAGUGAUAGCACGCGCUGUCGUGUCACGUGAUGAGGAUCACAAGAUUCAGCGUGACAGCAAGCGCAAAACAAUCAAGUGUUGAGUGAGUUAAAUACGACAUUCAGUCCACCUCAAGUCAGAAGUGAGCGCUGUACUGGAGCUGUAUGGUCGUUGACAGACUUAUUUUCUAAUCAUGAAACUGUUUAACUUCUUACUGAAAGAUGUCACGCACAAAAUCGAAUAUUAUUCAAGGUUCUCGCCCUCACCGAUGUCAAUCAAGCAAUUUCUGGAUUUUGGCAGGGACAAUGCAUGUGAAAAAACCUCCUACAUGUUUCUGAGGAAAGAACUAGCAGUGAGGUUGGCCAACACGAUGAGGGAAGUCUCCUUGUUACCCGUGAGUCUUCAGAGCCAGCCAUCCAUCAAACUGCUCGAGUCCUGGUACAGCCAGAGCUUUAAAGAGCUGUUAGAGUAUGAGAAAAGAAGUCCGGAGGAUCCCUGCACCCUUAAGGACUUCCUAGAGAUCCUGAUUAAGAUUCAGAAAAGGCACAGUGACGUGGUGCCCACAAUGGCGCAGGGUGUCAUCGAAUACAUAGAGAAGUUUGGUUUUGACCCCUUCAUCAGCAGCAAUGUGCAGUACUUUCUUGACCGCUUCUACACCAACCGCAUUUCUUUCCGCAUGCUCAUCAACCAGCACACUCUUCUGUUUGGUGACACCGCUUGUCUUGCACAACCAAAACACAUCGGAAGCAUCGACCCAGCGUGCAAUGUCGCUGAGGUGGUGAGAGAUGCAUAUGAGAGCGCAAAGAUGGUCUGUGAUAAGUACUACAUGACAGCUCCUGAACUGAAGAUCUGGGAAAUCAACUGCAAAGCUCCAAAGAAGCCUAUACAGGUGGUCUAUGUGCCCUCUCAUCUUUUCCACAUGCUGUUUGAGCUCUUCAAGAACUCCAUGCGGGCAACAGUGGAGCUCUAUGAAAACAGCAGUGAGGGGCUUCCUCCAGUGAAAGCACUGGUUACUCUGGGAAAAGAGGAUCUCUCAAUAAAGAUUAGUGACAAAGGUGGCGGUGUCCCCUUACGAAUGAUCGAUCGUCUCUUCAAUUACACGUAUUCCACUGCUCCAACACCACAUCUUGAUCCUUCACACAUUACUGUGCCACUGGCUGGUUUUGGCUACGGACUGCCAAUCUGUAGACUCUAUGCACGCUACUUUCAGGGAGAAUUGAGCCUGUACUCGAUUGAAGGGUUUGGGACGGAUGCAGUAAUUCAUCUUAAGGCUCUUUCUAGUGAGUCUAUUGAGCGUCUUCCAGUCUUCAAUAGGUCAGCAUGGCGACAUUAUCAGACAGGUCCCGAGGCUGAUGACUGGAGUAACCCGAGAAGCGACCCACGAGAUGCAUCCACGUACAAAGCCAACAGAUGACUUAACUAUACCUAAUAUAGUAAUAGUGAUGGAAUUACAGCCACAACGCAUUUACAGAAAUGUAUUCUAGGCCUUUAUUGGGCUUGCUUACUAAAUUAUAGUUUUACAUUAGUGAGAGUGUGGAGGAUGUUGGAAUAAUGUUAUAUGGAGUAACAUUAGUAAACUAGAAUGUUAGUAGUGUAUGAUGUACCAUGUGGCAUUUUUUUAAUUUGCUUUUGUAUGGUAUAUUUAUUUGGGGAGAAAUGCCUAUAACUUUUAAACUUUUUGGGUCAGUGAGACUUUUGUUUAUUUUAUUUAUUUAUUUAAAAAGGACACAUUUAGUUAGUCAAAAUCAAAAUCAAAAUCAUCAUUAAAAACACUGAUGAUGUUAGAAAAUGUUUCGGGAACACUUUCUAUAAAGCCUGUAUCUAUAAUACAUUAUAAGGACAUUCUUAAAGUAUUAUAAUUAAUACAUAAUGCAUUAUAAUAAAACAUAUAAUAUGUUGUAUCAUCUCAUUAAUAUUAAUAAGAACAGUUUUAAUAUAAUAUUUACUUAUGUGUGGUUAUAGCUUUUAAGAGUAUGAUGAUUUAUAACACAAUGAAUGCGUUGCAUCCACUUUUACGAUUGAUUAUAUUUCUCAUAGUUAUAAUGUAUUAUAAGUCUCAUAUCUUGCCAUUUUUAUGUUGCUACUUUACUUAAGGCGGUCAAAGACCACUUAUAAGUAGUAAAAAUAAUAUUAAUAAUAAUAAUUUUGCUCUCAAACAGCCAUAAGAUCAUAUAACAGAUCAGAUAAAAGUGUAAUAUGACACAUUUGCUUUAAACAAUUCUUAUUGUAAUAUCAGUUUAAUUAUUUUGAUGGUACCCUUUAGACAGCUGUUGAUAAGUAACUCCGCAACUACAUAUCAACUAGCAGUCAUUAGAGUAUGUCUGCUACUGUAAAUGUAUGCUAAUGCUUUAUUUUGAUGCUCAACCAACAGAUAAACUGAAUAUAAGUGUCUUUGCAAGUACGUCGUCAACUUAUUCCAUCAUACUAGAUUCUUCUUGAGCAUACUAAUACUCUAAUGAGAGUUAAUUGGUAUGUAGUUGCAAAGUUGCUUAUAGUUGAUUGAUUAAGGGGACCAUCAAAAUAAAAUGUAACCAUAUAAAAAAAAAAAAUCAUUUUUUUUUUCAGUUGGAGUAUUAAGCUCACAUCAACUAAUUAACAUUAGCUCUACAGGAAACACUCAAAUAACACUCAACAUCUAACCACUCACAAACUGAAGUAAGAUACUGUGCAGAUCUUAAAUAAACAAUAUCAAGGUAUGAUACAGUCCAUUAUACCGUAAAUGAAAUAGAUUUAAUAUGGUGUUCGUUGUGUGUUAUAAAUAAUCAAACUCUUAAACUUAUAACCACAUAUACGUUAAGUAUUAUGAUGUAUUAUAAUUGUUGUUAUGAUUAUUCAUGAGUUGAUAUAACAUAUUAUAAGGUUUUCCUUAAUGCAUUAUUCAUUCAUUAUAAUGCCUUAAGAAUACCCUUAUAAUGUAUUAUAAAUACGGGCUUCAUAGAAAGUGUUACCAAGUUCUCUAAGUGCUUUGCAUGAAAAUGCAGUCUUGGGUAUAAGUGACCCCUAAUUUUGAAUGGACAUUUAAUUUAUUACGAAAUUAAAUCUACUAUAAAAUACUUUUCAAGUAUUUCGACAGAUUAAUGAAAAAACAGCACAUGGAUUUUAGUUUCAGUGUCCACCCAGUGUAUUUUUUCGGACAGAUAUUUUCAUUUCAGUGCAUUUCUAAAUUCUUCUGAAGAAACACAUAAUGCAAAAGCACUGAUAGCACUUUAAGGUGAGUUUUGGAUCCACAAUGGUACUAUGGAUUAAAGCCCAUUUGUAAUAGAAUGUGACUCAUGAAUGAAGUUAUAUAUCAAUAACA